AUGACAGAAGGCAUGAGUAACAAGACAAAGACUGUCCCCUCAUCACUGGCAAAAGCUCGCCUGGACGUUGUUGUCGCUUACGCCGAUUCCACUGCGUUUGGGCAAAGGCUCGAAAACAUAUUCAAGAUUGUCAAGCACUUCGACGCCGUUCUUCUCUUGGAUGAAGGCAGAUGCGAUCAUGAAGCAGCGCAAACCUUACUAGGAUACCCCGUAAUCGUCUUGCGGCCGUUUUUCUCCGAAAACUCGAGUAUAAUAUUACCGGGGUAUCCUUUCUUGACAACGAAUCGGAUGAUACGCAGCGUAGAUUUCGACUAG
Histoplasma capsulatum G186AR is the source of this 315-nucleotide messenger RNA. RefSeq lists its product as uncharacterized. The transcript is spliced from 3 exons. The record is from RefSeq and is a predicted model, not a curated record. NCBI's taxonomy places the organism in Eukaryota, Fungi, Ascomycota, Eurotiomycetes, Onygenales, Ajellomycetaceae. The coding region runs from base 1 to 315 and encodes 104 amino acids.